Cajanus cajan (pigeon pea) is the source of this 544-nucleotide messenger RNA. The record is from RefSeq and is a predicted model, not a curated record. Lineage: Eukaryota; Viridiplantae; Streptophyta; Magnoliopsida; Fabales; Fabaceae.
CUUUUUCGUUGCCUCUAACACUUGCUUCUUCUAUUCCUCCACCACUCCCAUGUCCCCUCCUCACCCUCACAGCUACUUCUCCAACCUCGGCCUCGGCUACUCCAUCGCCAUAGCCCUCGCCUUCCUCUUCCUCCUCUCCACCCUCCUCCUCUCCUCCUACCUCUGCUGCCGCGCCCGCCGCAACCGCACCCGCGCCGCCGCCCAAGCCGCCUCCAGAGCCAGGUCUGCCGACGGCGGGGUCAUCCUCCCGCGCGUGAUCUUCGUGGCCGAGGACGAGGACGAGGAGGAGGAGAGCGCCGCCGUGGGGCUGGAGCAGAGCGUCAUAAACUCCUACCCGAGGUUCGAGUUCAGUAACAGGGAGGGCGCGCGGAGCAAUAACACCACGUGCUCCAUUUGUUUGUGCGAGUACAAGGAUUCGGAGAUUCAUCAUUCAUAUUUACCAAAACUGCAAAGGAGAGAAUCAGAGGAAGCUCCACACAGUUUUCUUCGGAAGCGUAUCGGAAGGGCGAGCUGGUUGAGUUGUAUUUGGCAUGGAGGAAGCUAG